AUGAAAGAAAGGAAAGGAAAAGAACCCGAGCUGAACGGCACCGUAACGGCGUCCAAGAAAGUCAAAAUUGAGCCCCCAAUAGAUCUAUAUAACGAAGCGGAUGAGUACAGUGACGGAUCCAACGAUGGUCAAGGUUGUUCGAAGCAGCCUCCGGGAAUGAAAAUAGAGUCGCUCCCGAAUGGCCAAAGUUACCGCGAAACUAGGAGCAUUUUCGACUAUCUUGGUGUACCUGCGUUUCCCAAGAAGCCGAAUAACUUGGGUGGCGACGAUGAUAUCUCUGACCUGGAAUCGGAGCCAGAGGAGGAGCAGAGAGCAAGAAUGACGGUUUCUCCAUCAAAGUACGAGCCAGCGCCUUCGAGUGAAGAUGACGGCGAGGAGAGCGAUGGCAGCGAGUUGCCGGACACGGUGCUUGAUUUGGAGAACGGGCUUUCCGGGGAUUCGGAUGAGGACGACGAUGAUGAUGAAGAGGAAGAGAGAGCAGCAAAGGAUAAACAGUCUACUUCUAACUUGAAUGGUCUGACGGCCGAGAAUAUGAAGACGCCGGUUGCGAUAAAGAAAGCGAUGUUCCGCGACCCGCCCGUCUCGGAUGUCCGCACUAUUGGCGAAAACGGAGAUGGCGAAACUCCGAGCCUGAUCGAUUCUCAUCUUCGCAAAUUCGCAAACUUGACGCCUGCUUUGUCUCGAAUCAAAUACGAGGACCCGGAUGAUACCGGUGACUACACUUACUAUUUGGUGCAGAAGCCUAAAGAGAUUAGCCUUGACGACCUGAACCAGUUGAAACUAAAAGCUGAUCCGGAGCAGUUGAACGUGAAGAAGCUGAAGGUCAAAAACGAAGCCGGAAAAUUUAAUGCCGAGCUGUCCAGCUAUGGGCCGCAGCAACUUAUCGCUAGAAGGACGGCGAAGCGCAACACGCAUGGUGACGUUCGCUGGAGGAUCCGUGGUCAAAUCAUGGGCACGAUCUUGCUGAAGCCGCGCGAGGAGCCGACAAAUAUUGGCCCUUUGACGGGCGAAGAAUUCGACGUUGAUUUGCCGUUGACGAAAAUCAAGAGGGUGGCCACGCGGGAUGAAUUCGACGAGUUGGCUGAAAGGGCCGUUCCGUUCGGCGUGAAGAAGAAGAAGCGAAACUCCUUGCCCGGGCACGCCGUCAAAUUGAAGAAGAUAAAAAUGGAGCAU
This is a messenger RNA of Mesorhabditis spiculigera, 1173 nucleotides long. NCBI's taxonomy places the organism in Eukaryota, Metazoa, Nematoda, Chromadorea, Rhabditida, Rhabditidae. The record is from the annotation of a GenBank genome assembly.